Molecule: messenger RNA, 4986 nt
Organism: Lynx canadensis (Canada lynx)
Lineage: Eukaryota; Metazoa; Chordata; Mammalia; Carnivora; Felidae
Gene: EXOC3
Product: exocyst complex component 3
Exons: 14
Coding region: 161-2398 (745 amino acids)
Biological process (GO): exocytosis; exocyst localization
Cellular component (GO): exocyst
Molecular function (GO): SNARE binding
Source: RefSeq, a predicted model, not a curated record
CUUACUUCCGGGCCCAGAGCCGGGCGGCGGCGGCGGCGGCGGCGGUGGUGGAGGCGGCCUCACCAGAUACCCCUGUUGGUGCCAGGAGUAGAGCUCUGGAGCUGGGUUGGAAGGACACCUCUAGCAUGACAGGUGCAGACAUCCCACCUGCUUUGUAAUCAUGAAGGAAACAGACCGGGAGGCUGUUGCGACAGCGGUCCAGAGGGUUGCUGGGAUGCUUCAGCGCCCGGACCAGCUGGAUAAAGUCGAGCAGUAUCGCAGAAGAGAGGCCCGGAAAAAGGCCUCUGUGGAGGCCAGAUUGAAGGCUGCGAUCCAGUCCCAGUUGGAUGGUGUGCGUACGGGCCUGAGCCAGCUCCACAGCGCGCUGAGCGACGUCACAGACAUCCAGCGGUCCCUGGCCGAUGUCAGCAGAGACUGGAGGCAGAGCAUCAACACCGUUGAGAGCCUCAAGGAUGUGAAGGACGCUGUCGUGCGGCACAGCCAGCUUGCUGCCGCCGUGGAAAACCUCAAGAACAUCUUCUCAGUGCCCGAGAUUGUGAGGGAGACCCAGGACCUCAUAGAACAGGGGGCACUCCUGCAGGCCCACCGGAAGCUGAUGGACCUGGAGUGCUCCCGGGACGGGCUGAUGUACGAGCAGUACCGCAUGGACAGUGGGAACACUCGUGACAUGACCCUCAUCCACGGCUACUUCGGGAGCACACAGGGGCUUUCGGACGAGCUGGCCAAGCAGCUGUGGAUGGUGCUGCAGAGGUCACUGGUCACUGUUCGCCGUGACCCCACCUUGCUGGUCUCAGUUGUUAGAAUCAUAGAAAGGGAAGAAAAAAUUGACAGGCGCAUACUUGACCGAAAAAAGCAAACUGGUUUUGUUCCUCCCGGGAGGCCCAAGAACUGGAAGGAGAAAAUGUUUGCCAUCUUGGACAGAACUGUGACCACUAGAAUUGAGGGCACACAGGCAGACACCAGGGAGUCGGACAAGAUGUGGCUCGUCCGCCACCUGGAAAUUAUACGGAAGUACGUGCUAGAUGACCUCAUUGUUGCCAAAAACCUGAUGGUUCAGUGUUUCCCCCCGCAUUAUGAAAUCUUCAGAAACCUCCUGAGCAUGUACCACCAGGCCCUGAGCACGCGGAUGCAGGAGCUCGCGUCCGAAGACCUGGAAGCCAAUGAGAUCGUGAGCCUGUUGACUUGGGUCUUGAACACCUACACAAGUGCAGAGAUGAUGGGGAACGCGGAGCUGGCCCCAGAAGUGGAUGUCAGCACCCUGGAGCCUUUGCUUUCUCCAGAUGUGGUCUCUGAGCUGCUUGACACAUACAUGUCGACUCUCACUUCAAACAUAAUUGCCUGGCUGCGGAAAGCACUAGAAACAGACAAGAAAGACUGGCUGAAAGAGACGGAGCCCGAAGCCGACCAAGACGGGUACUACCAGACGACACUCCCUGCCAUCGUCUUCCAGAUGUUUGAACAGAAUCUCCAAGUUGCUGCUCAGAUAAGUGAAGACCUGAAAACAAAGGUACUAGUUCUGUGUCUUCAGCAAAUGAAUUCUUUCCUGAGCAGAUACAAGGACGAAACCCAGUCGUACAAAGAACAACACCUGAGGGACCGGCAGCACCCGCACUGCUACGUGCAGUAUGUGAUCGCCAUCAUCAACAACUGCCAGACCUUUAAAGAAUCCAUAGUCAGUUUAAAGAGGAAGUACUUGAAAAGUGACACGGAAGCAGGCGUGUCCCUGAGCCAGCCAAGCAUGGACGGGAUUCUGGACGCCAUUGCGAAGGAAGGCUGUGGCAGCCUGCUGGAGGAGGUCUUCCUGGACCUGGAGCAACAUCUCAGUGAGCUGAUGACGAGGAAGUGGCUGUUGGGGUCCAACGCCGUGGACACCAUUUGUGUUACCGUGGAAGACUAUUUCAAUGACUUUGCCAAAAUUAAAAAGCCGUAUAAAAAGAGGAUGACGGCAGAGGCGCAGCGGCGCGUGGUGCUGGAGUACCUGCGGGCCGUCAUGCAGAAGCGCAUCUCCUUCCGCAGCGCAGAGGAGCGCAAGGAGGGCGCAGAGAGGAUGGUCCGGGAGGCCGCGCAGCUCCGCCACCUGUUCCGGAAGCUGGCCUCCGGUUUUGGGGAGGAUGCGGACGGGUACUGUGACACCAUCACUGCCGUCGCAGAAGUUAUUAAGCUGACAGACCCGUCUCUUCUCUAUCUGGAAGUCUCCACGCUGGUCAGCAAAUACCCAGACAUCAGGGAUGACCACAUCGGUGCACUGCUGGCCAUGCGGGGGGACACCAGCCGGGACAUGAAGCAGACCAUCAUCGAGACGCUGGAGCAGGGCCCGACGCAGGCAAACCCGAACUACGUGCCCAUCUUCAAGGAGAUCGUGGUCCCCAGUCUGAACGUGGCGAAGCUCCUCAAGUAGCCCGUGGGCCCCAGCCUCGCUGUGGCGCUGUGCCCGUCCCCCACCCGUGGCCCCGGCCUUGUGACGCUGUGCCUGUCUCCCACCCUUGGAAAUGCGUGGCGGCCAGAGGGACAUGAGACGCCCAGGUCCCGCAUGCCUGCCUCUGGUGGGACCGCGCUCGUGGCUUCUUGAUGAGUGAGCUCUCUGAUGGUCAUGGCUCUUCUGGUUUUCUCCUCUCUUGUCGUCUGAGGGGGCCUCAUGGUGCCUGUCCCCCUUAACCCCUGGGUCUCCCCUCAUUUCUGCACGGUGUAAACACCUCCAAAACUCUGCCGCUCAAUAAAAGAGUCUAAACUCUUGCAGGAAAAUGAAGACUUCCUGGUUGUGAAGGGUUUCUUCCUCGGGGUGACCUGGUAAGGUUCCAGGGCCCGGAAGCUAGUUUCUGGUUGACAGGUGUGCAGCCCAGGGACGUGCGUGAGCCCGGACCAGGGGGCCUGUGUUCCGCAGCUCUGCAUGGAGCCCCCUCGUGCUGAGAGUCCUACCGGGUGAGGUUGGACAGGCGCCCCUCUGGUCCGCCCUCCCGUAGGAACAAGCCUGGCACCCGUGGGUAUGGCCGGGCAGGUCCUCGCUGGAGACGUCGUGAGCGUCAGGUCUGACAGACUCGAAGUGAACGUGAACGUUUAUCUGGUGCGCGCUUAACACCUGACACGGGAUCCCGUAGACCCCCGUUGUGUAACCAUCUCCACGGCAACUGCUUCAGCAGUGGCUUUGUUUGCACAUUAGUCUUUAAUCUCAUGACAAAUUAACAAAGAAGCCACGCCAGAGUGAACGGUAGGGACUUGUAUGUGGGGUUUGAAGGGUCCUGACCCUUCCCCACGCUGCCAUUUGCCAAGGGGGUUCCUCAGAUGCGCCGUGCGGUGCCGGCCACGAUGAGGGACGGGGUGUUGCCCUGCUCCCCCACCCUCGCUUCAGGGGCCCAGGGACUGCAGACCCCUCGUGAGUGCAGCGGGGGCCACUCUGAGCAGCCGAGUCUGAGUCUCUGGGACGUGGGCUUCCCUUCCUCUCCAGCCACGUUCAAGGUGCAAAGCUGGUAACCACCUUUAUUUCCUCUUCGCGAGAUAAAAAAAAAUUCACACGUAGGACUUUUUCUGGAAGGAAUCCACGCCUAAACGGGAUGAAAUAACUAAACAUGGGAUGCAGUUCCUAGAACCGUUACUGGUUCAGGAGAGGCGUAACUUUUCGACAAAUGCGUAGUAACGCCCUGUCUCUUCGUGUACAUGCUAAGUAUGACGUCUUCAUGCCUGCGUGGAGCAAGUGCCCAAUGCUUUUUGAGCGCAUGCAGCGAAGAGUUAACGACUGUUAGUUAUUGUCCCUAUAAUAAUAAAAAUACAUCUAUUUUUCCCCCAGCUGAGAGAAUUUUCACUCCAUGUUACUUUGGAGCAAACAUCCGGGGUGAAUCUUCACACAAUGACAGCAGACCCCAGUGGUGCACAUGGUUCUGGCCGGUCCCCUUGCCCUGAUCGUGUGAUGGUCACUCCGGUGUCCGCGGUCCCUGCUCACACCUGCUUCCGGGAUGCCUGCGGCGAUGGUGGGCUGAGCACUGGCUGCCUGAAGUGAAUGCCAGAUGCCGGCGCGUCCCAGACCCUGGGGACUCGUGGUUUUGAAGGCAGCACUUUGGCCAGGAUGCGGUGGGAGUGGUGGGGACAGCAGAGGGCCGCGUCCUGGUGGUUGGGUGACACCCGGGGGAGGGUCACCUCCAGGCCAGUUGGUGCCAAGCGUCCAUUGGGGAAAGUGGGCUUAACGGGACAGCAGCCUCCAGCCAGUACCAGAAACAGGUUCGCGUCGGGCCACUGCAGACUCGCUGAGUCUCGGGGCCACUCUCUUGCUGUUCAGUUGGAAGAAGAUGCGUCCAGGGAGGAAAUUUCCUUGACUCUUAAGUUUCAUUGACAGGGCUCCUGGUUUGUCUGUCUGACUGGGGUGCAGUCUUGCGAGCUGAUGCUCACCGGGGGUGCUGUCCCUCUCGAGUCCACCCCUGUACAGCCCAAACAGCUGUGACCCCAAAACACGGAGCCUGGAAGCACAGACACUUCUUUCUGUCCAGAGGAAAUCUUCCAGGGAGGGUGGGCCACGUGGAGGCUUCUGGCUGCCCCGCCCUCCCUUCUGCGUGGGGCGCCCGUCAGCCAGGCAUACCACGGGGACACCAGUGCCACCUGGGAAGAGACGCGGGACUCGGUGAGGAGAAGCCCGGAGAUGGGCUCCCUGGACAGCAGGUCUGGGAGAGUGCAGGUGGGGCCCUGACGGACAUGGGUGGGGUCAGGUGGCGUCCCUCCCAGCCCCGGAGCACCGGACGCUGCAGAGGCCAGAGGACUCCCCUAUGGGACUGGACGAGCGAGGCCCUGCCCACACCUGGAUUUCUUGGUCAUAAGGCAACACGUCUGUAGUAUUACGGCGGUCCUAGAACCCACACUCCUUGAGACCAUCCUAUCAGGUUUGAAACAGCUGUAAAUUUACAAUAAGAGGUUAGAUUCUUCUUAUAAAAAAAGUAUCUAUGGACUCAGCAUUGGUGUGCCAUUUUCUUUUAUAAUAAACAUCUAAAAUUUUAACUAUUAAAA